UCUGGGUGAUGAACUCUGGCUGGUUAUGGAGUACAUGGAUGGAGGUGCCCUGAGCGAUGUCAUCAAUGAGACUCACAUGUCUGAAAGAGAGAUUGCAGCCGUCAGUCGGGAGUGCCUGCGAGGACUGGAUUUUCUUCACUCCAACCACAUGAUCCACCGAGGUCUGAAGAGCUGCAACAUCCUUCUCAGAACCGAUGGCUCUGUCAAACUGGCUGACUUUGGCCUCUUUGCUCAGCUCACUCCUGAGCAGAGUAGACAGAGCUCCGUGGCCAGCACUUCUGGGUGGAUGGCGCCUGAAGUGGUGACAGGUCAGCCAUAUGGCCCCAAAGUGGACAUAUGGUCUUUUGGAAUCGUGGGCAUUGAAAUGGUGGAAGGAGAAGCUCCUUACUGGAAAGAAACUUCUGGCAUGGUAAGGAGCAAAUACUGACUGAUCCCUCUGUCUUUCUCACCUGUCCCGUGUUCUGUGUGCCACUGGACAAAAUCCCGUUGCCAUCUGCUGGCACCACUUCCACCAGAUCCCCUCCUAAAAAUGUCCCUGCAGCACAUCAGCAUCUGCUGUAGCUCUGGUUGCAUCAGAAGGGAAGUGGCAGUUCAGAAACCUAAGCAGUUCAGACACCUAACCAGUUCAGAAACCUGCCAUUUAGGCCUCCAGCCAUGCCUGGAAUUUCUCAUUUGCUUUUUGAACAGUGUUGGAGCUCUGUCUCUGAAGGACAAAAAUUUUUCAGUGGAAUGGUUGGAUGUGUGGUAAAUAUCCUUCAAAAUGGAGGUUCAAUCAUCCUAGUUUCAAUUGUAUGGAAAAAGAAAACUGGAAAUU
Messenger RNA from Passer domesticus (house sparrow), 814 nucleotides. Its product is annotated as serine/threonine-protein kinase PAK 3-like. Gene Ontology annotation, cellular component: cytoplasm. Bases 26 to 427 code for a protein of 133 amino acids. Lineage: Eukaryota; Metazoa; Chordata; Aves; Passeriformes; Passeridae. Gene Ontology annotation, biological process: regulation of axonogenesis; protein phosphorylation; regulation of MAPK cascade. Gene Ontology annotation, molecular function: protein serine/threonine kinase activity; ATP binding. The transcript has 3 exons. The record is from RefSeq and is a predicted model, not a curated record.